AGUGGGCACUGGAUGAAAGGGGCUGGGUUAACGACAGGCGAAACCACGGAGCAAUCUAACUCUAAGAUGGCAAGAUAUGGAAGUUCGACGAAACACAUGAGUCGAGCAAACCGUCGUGAUCAUCUUACUCAAGCGAUGAUUUAUUACAACACAGAGAAGGAAGAAAGAAUGCCAAAGCUAUUACCGAAAAUGUUGGCAUCGGCGAAAGCAAACGUUAUUCGUUAUGAAAGCGAGUUCAAUCGUUUAGUGACGGAAAGGGAAGAAAAAAUGUUGGGCGUAAAAAAAAAUAUCGACGAUAAACUUGCGGAGGCCAAUGCGGCGCUGAUCCGUUGUACGACAAAGAUAAAAGAAAUUAUUAAACUUGGACCUCCUAAUCCGGAGUCUUUGGCUCGAUCAAAGAAAUUGAAGGAUUAUUAUAUUCAAAUCACGUCAAUAAGAGGUAAGCUGGAAGCGGCAAAAAUGGAAACUGCAAAUGACAUUGGCAUGAACAUACUUGAAAAACUACCAGUAAUUCUCGAGAAGCUAAAAGAAGAAGCCCGCAAGUGUAAAAACAAGAGAAUUUCCCCCAAAACCCCGUUAUCGGUUUCCCAACGAAGCUUGGAAGGAAUCCAUGUAAUUAUCAAGAACCUAAAGAAUCGUAUUGCGACACAAACUGAUUCCUCCAAACAGCGCAUCGCACUAAAAAAGGAGAUGAGAAAGUAUAUCGAAAAGGCUGGAAAGAUCAUUGAAGUAUUGAAUCCUCAACUAGAUGGGGAGGUGGUAACCAUGGAUGACUGCUACCGUGGAGUUUUUCCUUGGCAAUCUCUUUACGACAUCUCUUUCCAAGAAAAUUUCAACUUACUUGAUGCGUGGAUGCUUGCAGCCAGAAGCAAGGAAGAGAUUGUGCAGGUGGAGGAAGAAAUGAAGAGAUUUCAUUGUGGCCUGAUGGGCAAAAAGAAGUUAGAAGAACAGUCCGAAAAUCUCGUCCAAUUUGAAGAUCUCUUAGUCCGUGGAAAAGCUUUUAUAAUGCGUUCCGAAAUUAGGAGAAUAAUUCGCUUGCUUAAUGACUGUCAUUGGGUUCCCGUUGAUACCAGCCCUCAUUCCAACAGCUUCGCAACACCUGUCGUAAGUGAUGAAAUUGAUGAUUGGGCUAGCGAAAGUGAAAAUGAUUGCGAUGAUGAUGACGAAGAAUCAAUUCAAGAUGAACUGGAAGAUCGCGAAGGGGAAAAUAGAAAUGAAGAGAUGGAGAGCGAGUUGGAAGAUAGUGAAGGAGAAUGCGAAAUUGAUGGCGAUCAUACAGAAUUAGAUAGCAUCAUCGACUUCCAGUUUGAAUAAAGAAUCGGUUGAAAAUUUGUACAACACUGAAAUAAAGAUAAAUUUCAUCAAUUUUGUG
Molecule: messenger RNA, 1372 nt
Organism: Daphnia magna
Lineage: Eukaryota; Metazoa; Arthropoda; Branchiopoda; Diplostraca; Daphniidae
Source: RefSeq, a predicted model, not a curated record